AUGAAGAGGCGUGUAUCGGAUGGCUAUGAGCCUUGCCUGAAUUUUCCAUUAUUUUCAUUCAUUUCCACAGCUGGCAUGUGCUUGCUGGACACCACCGACGGAGCUCUCAUGAUGGCUCUAUACACGUCUAAAGCAUUUUCACGCGAUGUUGUUGCCAUUUUGUAUUACUCCAUUGUUUUGACUGGCAUCACCGUUUUUGUCGCUGCUUUCAUCGGCAUCAUCCAAAUUCUUUCGCUCGUCCAGAACGUCGCGGAUCCCCAGGGGAGCUUCUGGGAUGGUGUAUCCGUGAUUGGCGACAAUUUCGAUAUUGUCGGCGGCAGCAUAGUUGGUGUAUUCGUUGUAGUUGGCCUCGGAUCCAUCAUUCUGUACAGGCCGAGGAGGCGCCGUAUCGAAUGCAAGCAGCGUGCUUCGCCUCGCGCAUAA
This is a messenger RNA of Akanthomyces muscarius, 423 nucleotides long. RefSeq lists its product as uncharacterized. Bases 1 to 423 code for a protein of 140 amino acids. The record is from RefSeq and is a predicted model, not a curated record. Lineage: Eukaryota; Fungi; Ascomycota; Sordariomycetes; Hypocreales; Cordycipitaceae. Gene Ontology annotation, biological process: nickel cation transmembrane transport. Gene Ontology annotation, molecular function: nickel cation transmembrane transporter activity. Gene Ontology annotation, cellular component: plasma membrane. The transcript has a single exon.